This is a messenger RNA of Bemisia tabaci, 2741 nucleotides long. RefSeq names its product defective transmitter release. The record is from RefSeq and is a predicted model, not a curated record. NCBI's taxonomy places the organism in Eukaryota, Metazoa, Arthropoda, Insecta, Hemiptera, Aleyrodidae. Gene Ontology annotation, molecular function: protein binding.
CUUCUCGAGGAGAUGCGUUUGUGGUGUUUCCUAUUGUUCCCGGUUAGAAUCCUGCCAGCAACCUCAAAUCGAGUAUGGCUUUAAAGUGGAAUAAGAUUAGAAGCAAGACGGUCGAAAAUGAGACGAUUAAGGAUAUGGUGGAUAACAAGAAGCUCGGGCCAAGGAUUACUGCAGAAUCUUUGAGAGCUCAUUGCAAAGAUAACAAUUUAUACUUAACCCCCAAGCUCAACGAUGUUUUAUACCUGCAUUAUAAAGGAUAUAGUUUAAUUGAAAAUCUGGACGAGUACACAGGCCUCAGAUGUUUGUGGUUGGAGAACAAUGCGAUCCGGCGGAUUGAAAACUUGAACUAUCAAACAGAAUUGCGGAGUUUAUUCUUGCAUAAUAAUUGCAUCAGAACCAUGGAGAAUUUAGAGCACCUGCGGCAGCUCGAUACUCUGAAUCUCAGCCGAAACUACAUUUGUAAAAUCGAAAACAUAGACAAACUUCCGGUCUUGAACACUCUGGUGCUGAGUAACAACCAACUUUCAGUGUUGGAGGAUGUAGAGCAUUUGAAAAAUUGCGAUCAACUGUCGAUUUUGGAUUUAGGAAACAACACCUUGCGGGAUCCUCAAGUGUUGGCGGUUUUUGGUUCGAUGAAAAAUUUACGAGUCUUGACUUUGACUGGAAAUCCUGUAAUCAAAACAAUUCCAAGCUACAGAAAAUCGUUGAUAUUAAAUUGCAAACAUUUACAAUACUUGGAUGGACGACCAGUAUUUUCAAGAGACCGACUCUGCGCAGAAGCAUGGGAGAGAGGUGGUGCAGAGGAAGAGCAAAAAAUGAGGCAACAGUUGAAUGAACGAGAGCAAAGAGCUUUGACGGAGAGUUUUAAAGCGCUGGUAAAACUUAGAGACGACAGGAGAGCCAAAAAUGAGUCUCAAGAGCCAGAGAAGGCAGCUCAAGAUGAUUCAGCGCAACGAGAUCAGAAGUGUGAGGACCCAAAAGAAUCCCUUGAAAAUGAAGUUGCAUGCGAAAGUACGGGCGAGGAGGGGAAAUGCACAGAGUCCCAAGAAGACGAAAUUGAGGACUCGGAAAAGAUUCUCUCGGAAAGCUCCUCAGACCUUAAAAACUUGGAAACACUCGAUACGACAGACGACAGCUCAAAUGGUUGGACGAGAACAACCACAAAAUGUAGCUGUAGACACUGGGGAUUAUUAAGCGAGAGCGAGAGAGAGGGUCAUGAAUUCAAGAGUUGCGGCCCGUGCCACGCUGAAAAAUUAAGGGCAGAAAGAUCAUCACCCGAACACGAUGGAAAUCGAGAUACAGAGACUGACAACGUUCUAAAACCUGCAACCAAAUACAGGAUUGUCGAGGGGGUGGUUCAGAGGAUAGAGGACCAAAACACCAAUCAGAUCAUCGGAUCUGAUGUCAAAAGCAGAAGACUGUCCCCGAUUCAAACCGCAAGCACCGAUAAAAACAUUCAGGACCUGAACGAGAUGGAUUAUGCUCAAAUGCGGAUUUUACACUCUGACGCUAAUCAUCAGCCCCUCGAGUUGAAGAAAAUCCAAUGUCCAGAUGAGCUCAUUAUUGAACGAAAGCUAAGUCAUGAGCUUAUGAUGAAAGAAACCGGCCAAAACCCUAGCAUUCGAAAGCUCUCUCCAAUCAACGGAAAAUCUAAAAUCCAAGAACUUACUGAAGUGGAGCAGAAACCUCGGGGUGAACACAACGAGGGGGUCCAAACUUCAAGCGAGUCUGCGCCUUUCUACAAAUCAAAUACAAGUGCGAAGAAGUCUAUGAGAGUAAAAAAUGACUCUCUCUUAUUUUUAGAAGACAAGUUAGAACAGCCUCACACAAAAACAGGACUUUUUAGCGGUGCUGGUGACACCGUUUCGGGUAUUUUUUCGAAUUCUGGCCCUGACGGGAGAGCAGGAUCUCUCAGUGCCGGGCUGAAAAACGGACUUUUUCAAUUUUCGAAACAGGAGACACGACCGCAGACUGGUGAUCUGGAGAAGCGCGGAGUCAAAUUCAAGAGAGAUUUCGUGCAAGAAUUGUCGUCUUCAGAUCUGGAAAAAGUUCCGCCUGAAAAUGAAAAUUCUAAAAAAGACGAUGGAGAUGAAACGCUAGAGGAUGGUCGUCAUUUUUCGUUCGAGAAGGCAGUGGACUCGGAGGUUGUAUCAGGGCCGUUCGUGAUAAGUGUGAAGCGAAGAUCGUCUCCUCCUAACGGCUCAUUGAGGGUUAAAUCAAGUGAGCUCAAAGACCAACUUCAAGAUACAUCUGAUCGUGACAAAAAUUAUAAUAUAAACGGACCGAAACAAAUUAAUCGGGAAGUCUCUGAGAUAGGAAAACUCGUAGAAACAGUUUCGACUCCGUCGCAGUCGCAACUUUCAGCUGAGGUGAAACAAAAAGACGUAAAAUGUCCAGAGAUGAGCUCAUUUGAUGCAAAUGAGCGGGUCUGGGAAGAUGGAGGAUCGGCAGAUGGUCAGAGUCCCAUCUUCGACGAAAGCACGGACGCUGAAAUUAUCUGCGGGCCGACUUCGAUGAACUGCUCAAAGACAUCCAAAGAUCAAGAUCCACCUUCUACGAACAGAUGUAAGAGCGGAAGUGCGGUGAGCCAGUUUCCGCCUGUUACCGAAGGUGUGAUUCAUCGCAAGGAAAAAAGAGCGCGUGCAGAAAUGAUUGACGUCGACGAACUCCAACAGAAACUGCUCGAAAACGACCGGGAGGCGAAGUUUGAAAUUUCAAUGCAUAAGGUGAAUCGGAAGUGA